Athalia rosae (coleseed sawfly) is the source of this 2094-nucleotide messenger RNA. RefSeq names its product parafibromin (gene hyx). The record is from RefSeq and is a predicted model, not a curated record. Gene Ontology annotation, biological process: transcription elongation by RNA polymerase II; positive regulation of transcription elongation by RNA polymerase II. The coding region runs from base 194 to 1777 and encodes 527 amino acids. Gene Ontology annotation, molecular function: RNA polymerase II complex binding. The transcript is spliced from 4 exons. Gene Ontology annotation, cellular component: Cdc73/Paf1 complex. Lineage: Eukaryota; Metazoa; Arthropoda; Insecta; Hymenoptera; Athaliidae.
CUCCUACUAAAAACCGGACCCGCACCACUACACUCUAUGUGACUAUACUAACGAAUUUUCGUUGCAGUACACCACGGUAGGGAUAGUGCAAUCUUCGUGCAACGAAGAAUUUCGGGGUACCGCGCCAGUCGGCCUAUCAUCCUGUAUCGCGUUUGCACAUUCGCUACUGCAGGAAACCAAACAGUAAACAACCAUGGCGGAUCCGUUGAGUUUGCUUCGCCAGUUCAACGUGAACAAAAAAGAAAUUAUUGAACGUGAGAACCAGAUUAUAUUCGGUGAAUUCUCCUGGCCGAAGAAUGUAAAGACAAACUAUUUAACCUAUGGAUCUGGAAAAGAAGGCACGCCUAAAGAAUAUUAUACCCUUGAGUGCCUCUUAUUUUUAUUGAAACAUGUCCAACUCACGCAUCCUGUCUACGUACGACAAGCAGCUGCUGAAAAUAUUCCUGUUGUGCGGCGACCAGACAGGAAAGAUCUGCUGGCUUAUCUUAAUGGCGAAUCAGCUACCACAGGCUCCAUAGAUAAGUCAGCCCCAUUAGAAAUCCCAACACAAGUCAAACGAACAGCCGAAGAUGGUCUUGAUGCGGGUCUUGCGAAAAAACCACGAUUUGAGGAAACCCAUGUCCAAAAAGUCAAGGAACAACUGGCAGCAAGAUUGGAUGCCCCUAAGGAAGCCUCCGUCACAGUUGAUAACAUAAAAUCUCUCUCCGAAGCUAUGUCUGUGGAAAAAAUUGCUGCUAUAAAAGCCAAACGUUUGGCAAAGAAGCGGACAACCAUCAAAGAAAACGAUGACAUUGGUAUGGGCUCCGAUUUGCGUGUUAUCUUGGACAUGGAUGUUGAUGACACCAAGGACAUUGUAUCGAGGGAAAGACAGUGGAGAACACGAGCGACGAUACUUCAAAGUGCAGGGAAAAUGUUUGCCAAAAACAUAUUUGCGAUUCUCCAAAGUAUCAAAGCUAGAGAAGAAGGGAGAAUGCAAAAGGGCCCUGCAGUACCUGCGCCGAUGGUGACACCUAGGUCUACACCUAUGCGUCCAUUACCACAACCAGCUGUAUAUAAUCGUUACGAUCAGGAAAGGUUUAUCAGGCAAAAGGAGGAGACUGAAGGAUUCAAAAUCGAUACCAUGGGUACCUACCAUGGUAUGACGCUGAAGUCUGUAACAGAGGGUACUACUCCUGGGAUAAGAAAGCCAACAGCUAAUCCAGCUGCCACACCUAGCUCUGGAUUACUGCCUGCUUCAGCUGCUAAAUUAACUCCUCAACAAGCAGCUCAGAAUAAGCGACCAAGUAGAACUCCAAUAAUAAUAAUACCAAGCGCAACUACUUCCCUCAUCACUAUGUACAAUGCCAAAGAAGUAUUGCAGGAUCUGAAAUACGUUAGUAAUGAAGAAAAGCGAUCACUAGGUGGUAAAAGAGAAAACGAGAUAUUGCUGCAACGAAGAAAAGAUGGAGGUCUCACUGUGCCUUAUAGAGUAGUAGACAAUCCUCAAAAAUUGACAAAUGCCGACUGGGAAAGAGUUGUGGCCGUAUUUGUCAUGGGUCCUCAAUGGCAGUUCAAAGGAUGGCCUUACGAUGGAAAUCCUGUGGAAAUAUUUUCAAAGAUUUGCGCGUUCCACUUGAAGUAUGAUGAAAUGAAGUUGGAUGCCAACGUAGCCAGGUGGGCGGUAACAGUUGUGGAACUGAGCCGUACUAAAAGACAUUUAGACAGGGCAGCAUUGAUGGUUUUCUGGGAGCAAUUGGACAAGCACAUGAUAAAAAACAAACCGCAUCUGCGAUUUUAAUGAAGCAUGCAGUGUGACCAUGCGGGAAUCUGUACUAUAAAGCUUACACCAGAAAUGUUAAACUUUUAUCAUCAUCGAGGUGAUAUGGUUGUUGCUAGAUAACAAAAAAGAAAAAGUAAAAUGUUGUAAAUACGUACACCAAAAAAGCAGAAAACAGAAGAAAAAUAUACCGAUAAAGCGUUGGUAACCGAUAAUACAGGCGCAGCAAUGUGACUAUAAUAUUCGUACCAGAAAAUAUGUACGAAAUAUCUAUAAGGGUUACAGAGAUUGUAAAUUUUCUAAUUAAUAUUAAUAUAGACACGCUUAGCAAACGUAAA